AUGGUGGUGCUGUUAUUUGCUGUGGUAUUGAUUGCCAUGGGUUGCACCAGCAGCCACACAGUUGAAGUUUUUAAUUAUGAAGAAUCGAAAACCAAAACCAUACAUGUAGGUGGGAAAGUACUAUGCCAAGAUUGCAGCCAAGGUUGGAACGAAUGGGUUCACGGCGCCAGGCCCAUCAAAGGUGGGAAGGUGUCUGUGACAUGCAUGGAUGAGAGAAGCAGGGUUGUCUUCUAUGCAAGCGAUCUAACAGACGAAAAGGGCCAAUUCGACCUGAUCAUGAACAAGUACACGACCAACGGCAAAGAAGUGAAAGCUAAUCGAUGCUCAGUGAGGCUGGUGUCUUGCCCAGAUGCCACGUGUAACGUUCCAACUAAUUUCGGCAGGGGCCAGUUGGGGGUGAAGCUCAACCGGCCGAGUUUGGUGUACAGAGAUUUGGUGAAGUACACUCUCGAUCCAUUCUAUUACACCAGUACCUAUGUGCGAGAAACCUGACACUAUUCGUUAUGAUGAUCGUGGCAAUGGACGUAACUACUAAUUAUUAUAACAAGUACGUUUCUUUAGUACUUUUGUUUUGUUUUUUACGUAACUUUCCCCUUAAAUUUGUUUCAACAAUUGUAAUUGGAUGAAAUCAAAUGUUUCUUAAGUGGAA
Messenger RNA from Pyrus x bretschneideri (Chinese white pear), 649 nucleotides. RefSeq names its product pistil-specific extensin-like protein. The coding region runs from base 1 to 492 and encodes 163 amino acids. The record is from RefSeq and is a predicted model, not a curated record. Lineage: Eukaryota; Viridiplantae; Streptophyta; Magnoliopsida; Rosales; Rosaceae. The transcript is spliced from 2 exons.